CGACGCGCUCCGAUCUUCUAUCUCUCUCUUUUUCCUAGUCCGGCCCGGGUUUGCUGCCAGUCUGAGACCCCUGGCUUUGGCCAAAAACAUCUGAAGGUGACAUGCCACAGGUGACAGUCUGAAAAUAUAGACGGAACGUUGAAGUCUGAUAGUACGGCACCCAGGACGACCCACAACGUGGCAAUGAGAGCUUCCAUCCAGCUGCUGUCAAGCUAACCUGCUGGUUAUUCGUAUGCCGUUCAUUUUUCAAAGGAUCAGCUGAAGUUAGAACCGACACAGUCGCCCAUAACCAUGUAUAGUUUACCUUUAACUUAUUUCAUUAGUCUUUGCGAGAAAGUUCUCAAUCUACUGACCGGGGAAGAUGAUUUUUGGGAAAUGGUUAAUACCAUUUAUCAUUUGUGUAUUGUUUCUUCAUGUUUCUUCUUGUGUAGAUUUAUUUAUUUAGUUCACAAAACUUCCAAUAAUGUUGUUAAAAUUUGGCCUAAGCAACCUAAAGAUAAAAGUGUUAGUACAAUGAUUGUAAUAGGUUCUGGCGGUCACACUACUGAGAUGCUCCGUUUAAUGAGAGUUAUGACACCCCACCUUUAUUGUCCGAGGACAUACGUCAUGGCCUCAAGUGACAAGACAAGUGAAUUUAAAGUGCAUGUUGUUGAGGAACAUCUUGCCACCAAAGCCAGCAAGAAAUAUAGAAAGUAUUCUAUCUUUAAAAUUCCUCGAAGUAGAGAUGUUGGCCAAUCUUUCAUCACGUCCUUUGUUUCCACUGUGUAUUCAUUCUUGAGAUGUUUGCCUAUGAUGCUUUAUCAUAGACCAGAGUUGGUGUUGUGUAAUGGCCCAGGCACCUGUAUUCCAAUUUGUAUUAUAGCUUUUGUGCUGCGAACCUUGUUUUUGAGCAACACUAUGAUUAUUUUUAUAGAAAGUGUUUGUCGAGUGGACAGCCUCUCUAUGACAGGCAAAAUUCUCUAUUAUUUUGCUGAUGUUUUCCUUGUUCAGUGGCCAGAUCUUGAACAGAAAUACAGCCGAACUGCAUAUGUAGGAAGAGUGUAAUAUUAAUUGUCUGCUCAAUGGAAACUUGACAAAGCUCUGCAAGUGCUUCAACUUCUGAGGCGAGUAGUACCUUGAUAUUCUGUCAGAUUGUCUUAAUACGUCCCUUCAUUUUUUACUUCAGUAGAAACUAAUGUAAAAGAAUGGACGGCAUUCUUUGAUCAUCCCAGGUAUAAAUCAAUACCAAAGAUAAGUGAAAAAUUAAACUUUAGCCACCAAUUGUCUUACAAAUGUGGUAUUAGUCAUUUAAGAAAUUUUUUACUCUUUUGUACUUUUAGUCCUUCUGGACAUGUGAUUUUAGUAAGCUGUGCUAUGUGUAACUUUUCUCCAAUUAGCGUUAUUGGAAAUUGUGGAUCAACAAUUGCUAAUGGAUUGUUGAUGUUAUGUACAUAUCAUCUGAGGUGACAAAUGCUACCACCAGCAUAUCUAGUCCACAUUUGUCUUUACUUAUAGAUAAGCAAUUCAACAACUGAAAAUGUAAUGGUACAGAUUAAAAUCAGGGCAAAACCAAA
Molecule: messenger RNA, 1553 nt
Organism: Thrips palmi
Lineage: Eukaryota; Metazoa; Arthropoda; Insecta; Thysanoptera; Thripidae
Gene: Alg14
Product: UDP-N-acetylglucosamine transferase subunit ALG14 homolog
Exons: 3
Coding region: 292-1044 (250 amino acids)
Biological process (GO): dolichol-linked oligosaccharide biosynthetic process
Cellular component (GO): UDP-N-acetylglucosamine transferase complex
Source: RefSeq, a predicted model, not a curated record